This is a messenger RNA of Cynoglossus semilaevis (tongue sole), 1517 nucleotides long. It is a transcript of the gene c3h11orf65, whose product is annotated as chromosome 3 C11orf65 homolog. The record is from RefSeq and is a predicted model, not a curated record. The transcript is spliced from 4 exons. Bases 314 to 670 code for a protein of 118 amino acids. Lineage: Eukaryota; Metazoa; Chordata; Actinopteri; Pleuronectiformes; Cynoglossidae.
CUAAUGUUAGACGUUGACUCUUGAGAGGACGGUUAACACCAUGAGCUCACAGUUUGGGAGGAUUGAAGAUCCAUUGUUGGAAGCAUCAGCUAGAAUAAUUCAAAAUUAUUCUUGGGGGGGUAUGUAAGAUUAACCACACAGCAGCAUCUUAGAUGUUUAAGAAAAAAACAAAAACAAAAUAUCACUAUUUUAGAACACAUUUCCACCCAACAUCUACUACAAAAUCUUCACCCACCGACCCGUCACGGAUGUAUGUGCCAGCAGCCCAAAGAACUAUUACAUCCAGACAGGUGUUGGGAAGCAUGUGGGUGAGAUGCAGCGUGACCCCAAAGGGUGGUAUCAGCGUAUUGAGAACAACAGCUGGAGGUUGUUUUACACUAGGCUGCUUCCCAUCAUUGAACCCAAGGAGAUUGGUGCAAACAUGAAAAAAGACUUUCACUACUCCAGGUUGCAGCGGCAGCAGGAGGUGGACAGGUGGAGGAAAAGGAGGAAAAUUGAGUGGUUGAGGCAGAUGUAUAACCUCAGUGGUAUGCAUACCCAAUUGUGGCAUAAUCCAAAUGCUUUCCUGGAGGUGGUAAACACCACUGAAGAGGGGACGAAUGAUGAGUUGGAGGAUGAAGAGCUGGAGGAGCUUCUGACAUGGUCUUCAAAUCUUAGCUUUGAAAAGUAAGGCCAUCUUUUGUCUCUCAAUUAUAUAGAAUUCAGAUGUCCAGCUUAUAUAUAAAUAUUUUCUUAUUUGUGUAGGUACAUUGAGGAUUGGAAGUGUUUGCUAGGGCCCCAUGACAUUCUAACAUCUGACACCAACGUUGCAUUUGCAUCUCCACUGGUUGUUGCUGUCCACACUUUUAUGGCAUUUCUUACAGUUGGCUGCAGUGGGAGGCUCAACCUUGACCUAUUAAACCUGAGGCAUGAGGCAUUGUUAAAUCAUAACAACAUACAUGUGAUUUUUUGUUAUUGUUAACAGUUUUAAAUAUUUAGCUAGCACCACCUGCAGGUCAGGGAGGGGUAGCUUUGUGUAGCACUUUGCUGCUUAGCACACAAUGGAGGGUUCUCUGGAGGGAUGUGGAGUGUUAGUUUUCCAUAGUUCCUAGCAAGUAGAGGUGUUCUGGAACAACAGGGAGUCGUCUGGAGAGUGGGUGUGAAGAGAAUUUGGGAGAAAUUCUCUUUAAAUGUAUGGGACUGAGAGGCUGCUUGCCAGAAGGCCUUUGACUUGUAUAUGUGCUUGAGGAGUUUCCUGCUUCCAGACUCAUACCAAUAUGAAAACCACUGAAAUCUAACAAUAGGAAGCACUGUGGGUCAAAGUCAUUGUCUUUGUCUGUUCUCUCAUAACAUUAGGACCAAAGCAACAGCUAAAUCAGGAAAAGAUGGUCUCUACCUUUUUAAAAAAAAUACAAAUAACACUACGCUUACAUCACAACUCCAUGUGUCAGCAACAUUUGUUAACAUUCUUUCUAACCUACUCAUUGCUAGUUUGCUGACCAGAAAUGGCACAUAUCCAGCAAAAAAAAUAAUGUGUC